CUUUAAAUAGAGAAAGUCAAAAGCUGUUGGUCUGUUUCUUAGUUUAGCCAUCGCCACCCUAAUUUUCUCUUCGCGAAAGCAAAGAAGAAAUGGAGUUCUUGGACGAGGACACCAGACCCAGAUUUCUCUUCCAAUCACGCCUGCAAGCCUCUUCCUCAUCCCAUGAGAAUACCCCACAAAAACCCUCCAAAACCUUACUUUUCCUUACGCUCUCAAUCUCUUCCCUUCUUCUCUCUCUGUCCCUCUUCUCUCUCCACACCGAGCCCUUCAAAUCCCUCUUCUUUUGGCUCUCCCUCUCACUGUUUCUAGGCCCUUUUGCUCCUCCUUCCCUCACCGGCGGUGACGUUCGCGUCGGUCAUGGACCAAUUAUCCCUGAUCCCAUCGAUGAAGAACCCCAACCUGAGCCUGAAUCCAAGAAAAAAUUUUCCCAGAAGCGGUCAAAGCCCGAUAAAAUUGACGAAUUGGGUGGAAAUCGUGGUUCGUCUGUGGAAAAUGCAAUUGGGUUUUCGAAUUUAGAGGUGAAAAGUAAAAAUUCAAAUGGGUUUUCUAGUUUAGGGGGAAAAAAAGAAGAUCUCCGGAGUGGUUUCGAUGGCGAGGAGAUGCAGUGGAGUGAGGCAGAUGUGGAGAUUUUGAAGAAACAAAUGGUGAAGAAUCCGGUGGGGAAGCCGGGUAGAUGGGAGUCUAUAGCAGCAGCCUUUAAGGGGAAACAUACAACGGAGAGUGUGAUAAAGAAAGCAAAAGAAUUGGGAGAGAAGAAAGCGGGCGACAGUGAUUCGUAUGCGCAGUUUUUGAAGAAUAGGAAGCCAUUGGAUACGAGAAUUCACGGUGGAAAUGACGGUGUAACGACGGAGGGCCAAGAAAAUAGCGGUGGUGGUGACAAUAAUGCUGGAGAAAGGGGGUGGAGUUCAGGGGAAGACAUUGCCUUGCUCAAUGCUCUGAAGGCGUUCCCAAAGGAUGCGCCAAUGAGAUGGGAGAAGAUUGCGGCUGCUGUGCCUGGGAAAUCAAAGGCAGCUUGUAUGAAGAGAGUUGCUGAGUUGAAAAGGGAUUAUAGGAGCUCAAAAGCUAGUAAUGAAGGGACUUAAAGCCUUUUGGCAUUUUGGAAUUUUGAUCUGAAGGUAGCAUCCAGGAGGAUGUCAAUACCAAAAAGCAUCCACCCUCCUGAGAAAACGCACCGUUUUGCUUCUAAUGCAAUUUGCAAUUCCAAAAACACUAGGGCAUCCUUGUAAUUUCACAUAGGCGCCCAAUUCCAUUCCCCUUAU
This is a messenger RNA of Theobroma umbraticum, 1259 nucleotides long. It is a transcript of the gene MAMYB, whose product is annotated as Duplicated homeodomain-like superfamily protein. Gene Ontology annotation, cellular component: cytosol. Lineage: Eukaryota; Viridiplantae; Streptophyta; Magnoliopsida; Malvales; Malvaceae. Gene Ontology annotation, biological process: 'de novo' cotranslational protein folding; regulation of translational fidelity. Gene Ontology annotation, molecular function: Hsp70 protein binding; ribosome binding. The record is from RefSeq and is a predicted model, not a curated record.